Molecule: messenger RNA, 817 nt
Organism: Hibiscus syriacus
Lineage: Eukaryota; Viridiplantae; Streptophyta; Magnoliopsida; Malvales; Malvaceae
Product: transcription factor MYB114-like
Exons: 3
Coding region: 49-771 (240 amino acids)
Source: RefSeq, a predicted model, not a curated record
AAGUGGAAGCAAUGAUUGUAUGAUCAACAGGUUGAGAAAAAAAAAAGAAUGGGAGGCGUUGCUUGGACUGAAGAAGAAGAUCAGUUGCUCAAGAAAUGUAUAGAGCGGUAUGGUGAAGGGAAGUGGCAUCGUGUACCUCUUUUGGCUGGUCUAAACAGGUGUCGUAAGAGCUGUCGACUGAGAUGGCUAAAUUACUUACGCCCAAACAUCAAAAGAGGAAGUUUUGCAGAAGAUGAAGUUCAGCUCAUCAUUAAGCUCCACAAGCUCUUGGGGAACAAGUGGUCACUGAUUGCUGGGAGACUCCCUGGAAGAACAGCAAAUGACGUUAAGAAUUUUUGGAAUUGUCACCUGAGCAAGAAGCUCUGUGCUCGAGAAACCGAAGAGGAAUGUAAUCAAAGCGCCAUGAACGUCGAAACGAUAACACCGCAUCCGGCUCGUAGCAUUUCGAUGACGGGAUCGACCAAACAAAGAACCCAAGAUUAUCAUGUUGCUCCGAACAGCCUGCCGGCGAUCAAAGAAAGUAGCAUGUCGAUGCCUUUCAACUUCUUCGGAGUCGAUCAACAAGGCCAUGAUCAGCUCGUGAAAGAAGAAAGGGAUAUAAGAGUGCAGGAGCCUGCUGGCGGAUUAUUUAUCGGCGAUUUGACGACGGAAGAUCAUCGGUUUGGUCAGUUUGAUGAAGUUAAUGUAUUGAGUAGGGCUGAUGAAGGAUGCAGCAAAUGGGAUUGGGAUGACUUGAUGUUAGACAUGGAUUUAUGGACUGAUUCAUUGUGAAUGUGAUUUUCAUAAGUGGCAAUAAUCAGACCAUUUUAAAUUCUUA